This is a messenger RNA of Physcomitrium patens, 1329 nucleotides long. RefSeq lists its product as uncharacterized. The record is from RefSeq and is a predicted model, not a curated record. Lineage: Eukaryota; Viridiplantae; Streptophyta; Bryopsida; Funariales; Funariaceae.
CUCUUCUUCCACUCAAACUCAACCAUUUGCAGGGGUGCAGGUUUAUGCAAGGGCCAAAACCCAACUCCUCGGAGAGACGAAAAAUGACCGAGGAAUGUUUCUACAGCAACGACUAAAGAAUUUCGGAUCCACAGAACAAAGCGAGCUUCUCGCAAAUCUUGCAGACAAUGCCGAGGUGGGAGAAGCUGAGAGAAUCCAGGAAUCGAUGGCAGGCACGGUGGCAACGUCUCCUCUACCUACAACCGCCCUCCCAGGAGGUCGUUGUCUAUCCAGAAGAGAGGGCGAUGAUGGGUUUGUGGGCCUGUCCCUGACUCUCACUGCCAUUGCUUGUGGCUCAAUUAGAAUGCCACAGCGUGAGCAUGAGAAAGAGAGGUGGCUUGUUUCCUUUCUGAUAAGUCAGGGUACAAGGAAGGAUCAGGGCCCUGUUCUGCGGGGUUUUACUGGGGAGCUCGAAGAUUACAACAUCGUCACAAUUACUGCGAGAAGGCGAGCGACGUUAACAAUCCUCAUCAACGACAUCGCCCCACUGUCUAUAUCUUCACUACUUGGAAGCAAGUGUUUUUUGUAGUGAAAGACCCCACGACCUCGUGAACUGUCACGGAGCUCCGGCAUUAGUUUUUUCCGCGAUGUUGCAAUGAUUCCGAACCCAGUGAAAGCUGCUGCAGCUACUCUCACUUCCAACCCAUCCUUGUCAUUGCCCAAUCGAAGUGAACCGAAUGCAGUAGACCUUGUGCAGAUGGUGCAGACCCAAAGCAGUUCAGGUAAGCUCAAGAGGUUAAUGCACACGAGGAGGGCAUUCAGUGGUUGGACAAGUACAAAGGAGCGACGGACUUAGAGAAAAAAAGCCUCAUGCAAAGACAGACAGGAAUUGCUGAUAGCUCCAUCUCCAAGGUAAAAAGCAAAAGCCCAUAAAAUUGCAAAAAAAAUACCAAAAGAAGAAUCCUACAGCAGCUUUCGCGAACUCGAACAGUUAGCUCUAGAACCGUGCUGACUUGAAUGCUUCUGGUGACAUGCUUUGAUUUGAUUUCUGUGUUGGCAUUGAAGCAAUGUGGGUUUCAAUCCUGUGCCACCUCACGGCAUCCUCAGCCCAGCGUAGUGGGGAGUCAUGCGCAUCCUAGAUGUGCAAUCUUUUGUGGAUUGUUCCAGAGCUCGAUCAAUCUGUCUACCACAUCGUUGCAGAUUCCUUGCCUUCGACAAUGCUGCAGCAACAGCCACACCAUGAGGACGUAACCAUAGCCACAGCUAUGAUCAACGAGGUGACAGAGUUCCAGUUUGGGGCGUUUUCAGUCACGGUUGAUCCAUACAUGUGAAUGGCAAAGCUUGUAAAAA